AUGAGGAAUAACAGCCGUAUUUCCGCCUUUUCUCUCGAUCGCAAACCACGUACCUCACUUCUCGACACACCUUUCACGUCCAAAAUGACCUCCCAAGCUGCCGCGAUCCCCUCCAUCGCCACCCCGGCCGCUGCGCCCGCCGCUGUCGACCAGCAAGCCUCUAAGCCCAAGCCCUGCUGUGUGUGCAAGGAAGAGAAGGCCAAGCGCGACGAGUGCAUGCUCUUUUCCAACGCCGCCGACCCGUCCAAGGACUGCCUGUCCACGAUCGACCAGUACCGGGCCUGCAUGAAGGGGUUCGGCUUCACGGUGUAA
Messenger RNA from Colletotrichum higginsianum IMI 349063, 312 nucleotides. RefSeq names its product COX17 protein. Bases 1 to 312 code for a protein of 103 amino acids. NCBI's taxonomy places the organism in Eukaryota, Fungi, Ascomycota, Sordariomycetes, Glomerellales, Glomerellaceae. Gene Ontology annotation, molecular function: copper ion binding; copper chaperone activity. The transcript is spliced from 3 exons. The record is from RefSeq and is a predicted model, not a curated record. Gene Ontology annotation, biological process: mitochondrial respiratory chain complex IV assembly. Gene Ontology annotation, cellular component: mitochondrial intermembrane space.